Rodentolepis nana is the source of this 861-nucleotide messenger RNA. NCBI's taxonomy places the organism in Eukaryota, Metazoa, Platyhelminthes, Cestoda, Cyclophyllidea, Hymenolepididae. The record is from the annotation of a GenBank genome assembly.
AUGCAUGGAACACAAGAUCUUCAACAGCCAGUUUCAACUGCCACCUCAAAUCUCCCCUCUGUUCCCUCUAAAGAUCAGAAUCCAAAUCUCUACUAUGCUCCAAAUGAUGGCCCUAUUCUUAUGGGACCACCAAAACAAAUAAAUCAAAAUCAGCUUCAAAAUCAACAAGCUCCUCAUCAACAACAUCCGCUAAUGUAUCAACAGCAGCAAAUGAAUCAACUUGCUGUGGAUUCAAACAAUGCAGCUUUUGCUGGAUUUCGAAGACUUUUAGCUGAACUAAAAGCCAAAAAAUUUGACCAAAUUCGUUUCGCCGCUUAUCGAACUGCAAGUAAACUGCGCUACAUCCAAAAGCGAACGCUUUAACAUAUCUUCGGUAGACGGAGGGAAAUUGAUCUGCAACCCCUACUGGGAGUAUGGCAAUCCCUAGUUGAAUCCGUUUCCGACUACCUUCCCGGUCAUUCUGGCGCCCCAAUACUCCUUCAAGGUUCUUCCACCUCCUUCAGCGGAACGUCCGACACUUCUGAUGAGGCAGACUCUGCCGUAGUCAUGGAGGACAGCAAUGCAGGGAAUAAUUUAUCAAAUGGCCCUGAAGAUCCUAUGGAAGGGUUACUUACAAUCCAAUCUCGUGCAAAGGAAGCACAGGCUUCAGGAGUCAUUCUACUAGAUGAGAUUGUUGAACUGAUUGCUCGAGGCGAAAGUAUACGUGAUGAAGCGAAUGUGAUGGCAAAUUCGGUUUUUCCCGUAGAUGGAGAUUUUGGGCCGACGAAUAGCGAGGCUGAGAAAAGAAGAAGUUGCGAAAGCCUUAGUAGCCUAUUGGCUCGAAUGACUUUCCCCAACCAGUUUGAUCAUGACAAUCUAUGA